AUGCCUAACAUUGACAUUGACAUUGUACACACGUCGCAGAUCGUACCUAUUCGAGAGUCCAUCAAGCUGCAAGCCAUGGAAGGCUGUGAGAAGAGCGCGCAAAGGAAGGGACUGUGCUAUGCUCAUGGUGGCAAACCGACGGACGCCAAGCGAUGCACUGUUGAAGGCUGUCUGAUGGUCGCUCGAACUAAGAAUCUGUGUAGAGCUCAUGGCGGUGGCGCUCCACUGUGCGUAGUGGAUGGGUGUGAAAAGGUAGCGGAGCCAGGAGGUCGCUGUGGUGCCCAUGGUGGAGGCAAGCGGUGUAAGAUCGAGGGCUGCACGAAGAGACGGGCGACCAAGGGACUGUGUUAUGAUCAUGGCGGCGGCAGGCAUUGUAGUCUUGAAUGGUGUAAUAAAUACGCCGACAAAAGCGGGUAUUGUGCUGGACACAAGAGGGAGAAGCAGCAAAUGAAGCGGGUAAAGCGAAACGAGGCGAGUCUGAUUGAGUGGGGGGUCGAAAGUGAUAGCAACGAGAUCGUCGCCAGCUGCGCUACCUCGACUACUGAGAACGCAAAUGUAGGUGGAGCCUCAACCGUUUGCACAUCGAGGUUUGCGAAGGAUAACAUGGGAGUAAUUGCCUCGGAUUCUUCGGACUCGACGGAAGACUAUUAA
This is a messenger RNA of Phytophthora infestans T30-4, 651 nucleotides long. RefSeq lists its product as uncharacterized. The transcript is spliced from 2 exons. Bases 1 to 651 code for a protein of 216 amino acids. Lineage: Eukaryota; Oomycota; Peronosporomycetes; Peronosporales; Peronosporaceae. The record is from RefSeq and is a predicted model, not a curated record.